AUGAAUGGUGGGAAAUCAUACGCGGAUACGCUCUGUAUAACCCGUACUCCGUCACAUUUCUUGGUCAAGAUCCCCGACAGCAUCCCGUCGGCAGAGGCAGCGCCCAUGAUGUGUGGCGGUGUCACCCUCUAUAGUCCAUUAAAGCAUAACGGCUGCGGCCCCCGAAAAUGUGUAGGCAUUAUUGUUGUCGCCAUCUCGCGCAAGGUGGGCAAGAGCGAGGACGUGCUCCAGAUGGUUGCAGAUGGAUAUAUCGCAACUGAUGACGAGCUCGAUUGGGCUACAAAAUAUGUUUGUUCCUUGACCUCAUCAUCAGCAGAGUGUGUUCUACGAAAGCGAGAGAAGAUCCCCAACAAACGCCUGAGCAAACGCUCUUCGAGACAUUAA
Messenger RNA from Aspergillus tanneri, 384 nucleotides. RefSeq lists its product as uncharacterized. The record is from RefSeq and is a predicted model, not a curated record. The transcript has 2 exons. Gene Ontology annotation, molecular function: alcohol dehydrogenase (NADP+) activity. Lineage: Eukaryota; Fungi; Ascomycota; Eurotiomycetes; Eurotiales; Aspergillaceae. Gene Ontology annotation, biological process: alcohol metabolic process. The coding region runs from base 1 to 384 and encodes 127 amino acids.